Molecule: messenger RNA, 894 nt
Organism: Orbicella faveolata
Lineage: Eukaryota; Metazoa; Cnidaria; Anthozoa; Scleractinia; Merulinidae
Source: RefSeq, a predicted model, not a curated record
AUGUCGACCGUUGUCAAAGAAAAUGAUCAUGGAAAAAGAACCUGCUUGUAUGGUAGUGAAUUUGAAGUCUUAGAACAAAUUCAUGAAGACAGUGAAGAAUUUCCCCAUGAAAGCGGCAGCAUUGGUUUUCAAAUUGAGUGGCUUUCCGCUCACAAAGAAUAUCAAACUGACCUAAGUAUGGCUCAAAUUUACCAGCUAGAGGAGUGCAACAGAAGUUUAUUUACAGAGCCAAGCGAAGUAAAAAACAAGUUGCUAACUUCUGAUCUAUCCCAAAGUAGUUUUGAGGGAAAUAAUGGGAAAACUCAGUUCUACACUGGCAUUCCAAUGUUUUCAAUGUUUAUGCAGUUGUUUACUCUUAUUGCUCCCCAUGUUGUCAGCACAAGUACCAAUGCAUUAUGCCAAUUCCAGGAAUAUUUGUUGGUUUUACUACGUCUGUGGUUAAAUGUUCCUUUGCAAUAUUUAGCAUACGGUUUUAAAGUCAGUGUUUCAACAGCAUCAAGAGUAUCUAGCAGGUGGAUUGAUGUGAUGCAAGUCAGGUUGGAUUUCCUAAUUCGAUGGCCAGAGUGUGAAGAACUUAGAAAGACUAUGCAUUUAGUUUUCAGACAGAAUUUUGGACACGGAGUUGCUGUCAUAAUUGACUGUUUUGAACUUUUUACUGAUAUGCCAUCCAGCUUAAUUGCUAGAGCUAUAACUUGGUCUAAUUACAAACAUCAUAAUACUGUUAAAUUUUUAAUUGGAAUAAGCUUGGGGCGGGGGGGGGGUCAUGUUAGUGACAAACACCUCACUGAAAACUGGGGGCUCCUAAACAAGUUAUUACCAGGUGAUAUUGUUCUUGCAGAUAGGGGAUUUGACAUUGUUUACAGUGUUGGGUUUUACUAAGCUACCCUCAAAAUA